Molecule: messenger RNA, 1673 nt
Organism: Vitrella brassicaformis
Lineage: Eukaryota; Vitrellaceae
Source: the annotation of a GenBank genome assembly
CGCCGCACAGUCCCCCGCCUUCCCGCCACAUCGCAUGUCACCCUCUGAGGUAUGUCGAUCCUGGUCGGAUUCUUGUAGCGUCCCGAUAGUGAGAACCAAAACACCUCACACUUGUACUUGUGGCUCUCUACCGCAUUGGCGGGCGGCCGGAUGCCUUCGCUGAUGUAGACACCGAACAGAUACGGGCCUUCGCGGAUGACUAUCAUCAAGUCCGUCUCAUUCUCCACACGGUCCAGCAGCUCGCCAUACGAUGCUCAAUCCACAGAGGCCCUGUAUCACACACACACACAACAAACAGCCACUGUAAGUGCUUUGAUGCACCACACGUGAGUGUGUUUGAACAGACACAUACCGGUGGAGCGUGUCGACCAUCGUGUCAUUUGAUGGCUUCAGCAGGCUAAGCAGCCCGCCGUACUCCACAUCAGAUAGCGACAAGCCGGCAGGUGGUUGAGCAGGCGGUGGCGGGGGGGGCGGGGCAGUCGGUUGUGGCGGGUACACUUGAAGCACCUCUAGCUCAUCUGCCCGAAACUCAAACGACCCCGCCAGCCAAGCAUACUUACGGUCGCCCCUGUCGGUGGGGUCACCAGAGUUUCCCCCCCGCACACCCUCGUAGCCGUCUGGAACAUACUCUAUGGGGAUGUCUUGAAAGCCGCUGUCGAUCCAGCCAUCGUCAUAAUACGGCUCGUUCAAGCCCAACAUCAACCUUCCGCCGAUAAGCACCCUCGAUCCACACGCGAUGUCCCAGGCGCUGGGUAUACGGUCACAGUAGUCUCCCACCCUGCCCACCACCCGUAUCUCCUGCCACGAUUGCCAUAGCUUGAUUUCGGUCGGCGUGUCGAAGUGGCCCGCCAGUGAGAACCACGACACCUCACUCUUGUAGAUAUGCAUCUUGGUCGCGUUGGCGGGAGUUUGGAUGCCGUCUUUGAUGUAGACGGCAAAGAGAUACUGGUCUUUGCGGAUCACAAUCACCACGUCCGUCUUGUUCUCCACAAGGUCCAGCAGAUCGCCAUAAAAUGUGCCGUCCCAAGUGGCCCUGCAUGCCACACAUACACACACACACACACACACACGACAGACAGCUAUUGUUGAUGAGGUGCACCAAAAUACACAUCUGUAUAUAUGUGUGUAUACCGACCUGUAGAGGGUCGUGAGCUUCGUAUCGUUCUUUGCUUCCAGCAGGCCACGGAGGCCCUCGUAUUCUGACUGAGACAGGUUGGUGCCGACCGGAAAAGUGUCCUGCAAACGACGCACCUACACACGAAUGCACAGUCAGAGAGCCGCAGACAGACAGACAAACAGACAGACAUCGAGGAAAGGCAGCUGACUGAUUACGUUGCGGGUGCGUGUGUGAGCGUGAGUGUGCGUGUGGUACAGACGUACAUACCUCGUGUGUUGUGCUUGUGGGCGUCGAACAGAGGGCGAGCGUGACGGCCAAGGCCAACAGCAUCAUGCCACGGAGAGCCACCAUUGGGUGAGGGACCGAAGGACACGCACACAGCUACUCUGUGAACAGUGAUCCGCGUAGAUCCGCAGGAAGAAGGACACGCUGACGGACACAGAGAGAUCUGGCCACGACAUUCACUCACGGGACGGCAGGAAGGAUACGCAACAGACAGGUGAAGACAGACAAUAGAUGGGUGAGUGAUCCACGAGAUCAGGCAAGCAGAUCUCCC